Lingula anatina is the source of this 1125-nucleotide messenger RNA. RefSeq lists its product as uncharacterized. NCBI's taxonomy places the organism in Eukaryota, Metazoa, Brachiopoda, Lingulata, Lingulida, Lingulidae. The record is from RefSeq and is a predicted model, not a curated record.
AUGGUUAUGAUUUAUUUAAAAACAAAUAAACAAAGACAAUUAGCAGGAUAUAUUGAAAAUGAUGAAAUACACACACAUGAACAACAAGAUGGUGAUAGUUCAAGUUCAACAAAUACAAAUCCAAUACCUGAAAAUUCAGAAGAAACUGAAGAAGCAGAUAACACAAAAUCUGUUAGUUCAACAACUACAACUACAAGAACUUUUUUUGAAAGUUCAUCACAUGUAAAAGAUGUAACAAUACCUGAAGUAAAUGAAGAUUCAAAAGAAACUGAAGAAGUAGCUAACACACAAUCUGUUAGUUCAACACAAGCACAAGAACAAAACGGUGAUGAUAUUUCAAGUUCAACAACUCAACCUGUAGAACAACAUGAUAGUUCAACAAAUACAAAUCCAACACCUGAAAAUUCAGAAGAAAUUGAAGAUGCAGAUAAAACAAAAUCUGAUAGUUCAAGACAAACGCAAGAACAACAAGAUGGUGAUAGUUCAAGUUCAACAAAUACAAAUCCAAUACCUGAAGUAAAUGAAGAUUUAGCAGAAAUUGAAGAAGUAGAUAAAACACAAUCUGAUAGUUCAAUACAAACACAUGAACAAGAACCAGGACAAACAGAACAAUCUGAAGAAGAAUUUAUAUUACCAAAUCCAGAAGAAACUGAAGAAGCAGAUAACACAAAAACUGAUGGUUCAACACGAACACAAGAACAACAAGGCGAUGAUAUUUCAAGUUCAACAACUCAACCUGUAGAACAAACUGAUAGUCCAACAAAUACAAAUCCAAUAUCUGAAUCAAAUGUAGAUUCAGAAGAAACUGAAGAAGUAGAUAACACAAAACCUGAUGGUCCAACACAAACACAAGAACAACAAGGCGAUGAUAUUUCAAGUUCAACAACUCAACCUGUAGAACAAACUGAUACUCCAACAAAUACAAAUCCAAUAUCUACUUUAGAUAGUUCAGGUCAAACACAAGAACAAUCAGGAAAAACUCCAACACAAGAUCAAACACCAGGACAAGAACAACCUGAUAGUUCAGUUCAACAACAUGGACAAACACAACAAGAUUUAUCUACACAACAUGAAACAACAUAUAUAUAUCAAGGCGAAGAAAAAACAAUUAAUUUACCUUCUUGA